Menidia menidia (Atlantic silverside) is the source of this 9759-nucleotide messenger RNA. The record is from the annotation of a GenBank genome assembly. NCBI's taxonomy places the organism in Eukaryota, Metazoa, Chordata, Actinopteri, Atheriniformes, Atherinopsidae.
AUGAAGCGAAGCCUGCCCGUUCUUAUUACCGCGUUUCUAUGGCAAUGCUGCCAUGCCCAGCAGAGGGGACUUUUCCCUGCUGUGUUGAAUCUGGCUACGAUGGCAGACAUAACAACGAAUGCUACCUGCGGUGCAAAUGGUCCGGAGAUGUUCUGUAAAAUGGUGGAGCAUGUUCCAGGUCAACCUGUAAGAAAUCCCCAAUGUCGAAUUUGCAACCAAAGGAGUCUAAACCCGUUAGAACAUCAUCCUAUAGAAUAUGCAAAUGAUGGAACCAAUCGUUGGUGGCAAAGUCCCUCUAUCAUGAAUGGCAUGGAGUACCACUAUGUGACAAUUACCCUGGAUUUAAAACAGGUAUUUCAGAUUGCUUAUGUGAUCAUAAAGGCUGCAAACUCACCACGUCCAGGUAAUUGGAUCUUGGAGCGUUCGAUAGAUGGAGUGACUUUUGAGCCUUGGCAGUACUAUGCCAUCACAGACACAGAGUGCCUGACAAGGUUCAACAUAUAUCCACGGACCGGACCCCCAUCCUACACCAGAGAUGAUGAAGUAAUCUGUACAUCCUUUUAUUCAAAGAUUCAUCCGUUGGAAAAUGGAGAGAUCCACACUUCUCUGAUCAAUGGUCGGCCGAGCGCAGAUGACCCUUCCCCAGCCCUGCUGAAUUUCACCUCUGCCCGCUACAUCAGGUUGGUGUUUCAGCGAAUUCGAACGCUGAACGCCGACCUCAUGACUCUGACACAUCAUGACCCCAAAGAUAGUGAUCCCAUUGUGACCAGAAGGUACUACUACUCCAUUAAGGACAUCUCAGUUGGAGGAAUGUGUAUCUGUUACGGCCACGCCAAAGCCUGUCCACUCAAUGCACUUACAAAGAAGUUUAGCUGCGAAUGUGAACACAACACAUGCGGGGAGAGCUGUGAUCACUGUUGCCCGGGAUACAACCAGCAGCCGUGGAUGGCAGGAACCUUCCUCACGCGGCAUGUCUGUGAAGAGUGUAACUGCCAUGGAAAGGCAGAGGAGUGCUACUUUAAUCAGACUAUAGCUGACCUCUCACUCAGCAUGGACAUCCACGGUCAAUACAGAGGAGGUGGAGUCUGUAUUGGCUGCCGUGACAACACAGCUGGAAUCAACUGUGAGAGCUGUAUUUCUGGGUACUACAGACCUGCAGGGGUAGGCGCUGAUGAAGAGAACCCCUGCAUCCCCUGCUCAUGUGACCCACAUGGUUCUGUCAGGGAAACCUGUGUCGCAGAUUCAAGCCAAGCUACUUCCAGCCAGCCAGCAGGGUCAUGCUGGUGUAAGGAGGGUUUUGGGGGUCUGCGAUGUGACAGGUGUGCUGUUGGUUAUAGAGACUACCCUUACUGUCUGCGCUGUAACUGCAGUGUGGAGGGAAGUUCCAACAGUGACCCAUGCAUAACACCCUGCAUAUGCAAGGAAAAUGUUGAGGGUGAGAACUGCGACCAUUGUAAAUUUGGAUUUUACAAUCUGCAACGCGACAACCAACGUGGCUGUGAAAAGUGCUCCUGUAUGGGUGUCUCCAGUCAGUGCUCUUCCUCCACAUGGACCUAUAGGAAUGAGACCACUCUCACAGGCUGGCAUCUGGUGGGAGACACAGGAGGAAGGGUGUGGUCUGUGCACCGACAGACACCUCCAUUUCUGAGUGUCAGACAUUUAGAUGUAAUGAAAGAUCUGGGCCCCGCCUACUACUGGAACGCACCUGGACUAUACCUGGGAAACAAGCUGACAGCCUAUGGGGGGAGUGUGGCCUUCACUGUGUCGUACACGACAGACCAACAAGAACAGAUGGCCAUUAGAGUCACCUCAGAGCCUGACCUUAUCAUAGAGGGAGGAGGGAUGAAGAUUAUUGACAAAAGGUUUGGCCAACCAGUGUAUCCAUCGUCUCAAAGCACCAAUCAUGUAGAUCUCCUUCCAGAGAAUUUCCUGCUUAAAGAAACCGGACAACCAAUCAGUCGGCGAGAUUUCUUGACUGUGUUGGCCAAUGUGACGAGUGUGAUGGUGCGGGCCUCUUACAGCACAGAACCCAGCGCUGUGUACAGACUCCACUCAUUCUCAAUGCAGGUAGCAAACCCCACCGCCCGAGGAGAAAGGAGAGCGUUGGCUGUAGAAGUGUGUUCUUGUCCACCUGGGUAUGCUGGAACUUCCUGCGAGACCUGUGUUCCUGGCUUUCGGCGAGUUAAUGGCAAUCUAUAUAAUGGUGUGUGUGAACGUUGUCGUUGCCAUGGACACGCCACACAAUGCCACGAGGUCACAGGACACUGCGUGGACUGUUCACAUAACACUGCUGGACAACACUGCGACACCUGUCUGCCUGGUUUCUAUGGCAAUGCCACCAUUGGGACGCCUGCAGACUGUCAGCCAUGCACCUGCCCACUCAUUCUUCCCAGCAACAACUUCAGCCCUACCUGCCACUUGGAUGAAGAUGGGGAGUUAAUGUGUGACCAGUGUCCACCUGGCUAUUCAGGACCACGAUGUGACAGAUGUUCAAACGGAUAUUAUGGUCAGCCCAGUGUACCCGGGGGAAGGUGCCAGCCCUGCGAUUGCAAUGGCAACCUGGACCUAUCUAUACCUGGCAGCUGUGAUCCAAUUACAGGCCAGUGUCUAAGGUGCCGCCAAGGUUAUGGUGGUGCGGACUGUGAAAAUUGUGCGGAAGGUUACUAUGGAGAUGCUAUCACGGCAAAGAGCUGCCAACCCUGCCAGUGCCACACGAAUGGCUCUGUUUCUGAGAUCUGCAAUAAGGAGAGCGGUCAGUGCCAGUGCAGAGAAAAUGUGGUUGGACACAAGUGCGAUAAGUGCACGCCUAACUGCUGGUGGGAUGCUGAGCAUCAGGGAUGCGUGCCCUGUCGCUGUAGCCGUCAUGGCUCUAUCUCUCAGCGUUGUGAUGUUGAGGGCCGUUGCAUCUGUCGUGCCGGCUUCGAGGGCCAACGCUGUGACCUGCGUCGCCUGGGUUACGAAAGGCGGGAAACAAGGCGCCCUGUGGAACGGGUUCCGGUGGAAAGCGUGCAGCAGAGAUGGGGGAGCUCUACCCGAACGGGUGGCUGUCCCCGGGGCGCGUACAGGCCUCAGACAGGGCUUCAGACUCACGGCAUCGAAACCGGUGGAACAUGUGUCCCCUGCCACUGCAAUUCGUUUGGGUCCAAGUCAUUUGAUUGUGAUGAAACAGGUCAGUGUAGGUGUCAGCCAGGCGUCAGCGGACCCAAAUGUGACCGAUGUGCACGAGGCUUCUUCAACUUCCAGGAGGGUGGCUGCACACCCUGCCAGUGCACUCAUGUGGGAAACAACUGUGAUGUAAACACCGGACAGUGUAUCUGUCCUCCAAACACUAUUGGUGAGAGAUGUGACCGCUGUGCUCCCAACCACUGGGGCCAUGACAUCAUGACUGGUUGCAAGGAAUGUGGCUGCAAUGUGAUUGGUUCAGUCACACAGACGUGCAACAUGAAUACAGGUUGCUGCUUCUGUCGUGAUUCCUUCAGAGGAGAGAAAUGUGAUGAGUGUCAAAUAGGAUACAGAGACUUCCCACAGUGCAUCCAGUGUGAGUGUAACAUAGCAGGAUCGGACAGCCAGACCUGCGACAUGGAGAGAGGAGUGUGUGCCUGUGCUGAACGAACAGGCAAAUGUAUCUGCAAGGGAAAUGUGGAAGGACACAACUGUGAUCAGUGUAAGCCAGAAACAUUUGGAUUAUCUGUGAAAAAUCCAAUGGGCUGCAGCAAGUGUUACUGUUAUGGACUGACCCCCUCAUGCACAGAGGCACAAGGACUUAUAAGGAUGUGGUUAACGCUGAAGCCAGAGCAGACGGUCCUCCCCUUGGUGGAUAAAUCCAACACAGCGGAGACGAGGAGAGGAGUCAGCUUCCAGCACCCUGAGAUCCUCGCUCUUGCAGAGCUGAUCACACCAACUGUGUCUGAACCUUACUACUGGAAACUGCCAGAGCAAUUCACAGGCUCAAUGAUAACCGCAUACGGUGGGCUGCUUAAAUAUGCAGUGUACUACGAAGCCAGAGAUGAAACUGGGCCAUCCUCCUAUGAGCCACAGGUCAUCAUAAAAGGUGGUCCAAACCACAACAUGUUGAUGACGCGUCACAUCCCAGGAAUUCAGAUUGGUCAGCUCACUCGCCAUGAAAUCGACAUGACAGAGCAUGAGUGGAGAUAUGCAGAUGGUCGAUCUAUGACUCGGGAAGACUUCAUGGACAUUUUGUUCUAUGUGGACUACAUCCUAAUUAAGGCCUCACAUGGCAGUUUGAUGAGACACAGCCGUAUUUCAGAGAUCAGUCUAACGGUGGCAGAGGAAGGUACACCGACAAAGGAAAGCGAAAAUGCUCAUCAGAUUGAAAAGUGUGACUGUCCGGCUGGAUAUUCUGGACUUUCAUGUGAGGAGUGUGCUGCAGGUUUCUACCGCCUCCGUCCUGGAUCCCUUGUAUCUAUUCCAGCAUCCAGAGCGCCCACUGCUACCGGGAUGGGCAGCUGUGUUCAGUGUCAGUGCAAUGGGCAUUCUUCCACUUGUGACCCAGAGACAUCCAUUUGCCAGAACUGUCAAGACAACACAGAGGGGGACCAGUGUGAGCGCUGCGCUUCUGGAUUUUAUGGUGUGGUCCGAGGCUUUGCUGAUGAUUGUAAACGCUGCGCCUGCCCCCUCACCAACCCAGAGAACAAUUUCAGCCCUACUUGUGUAUCUGAGGGGUCAGAUGACUACCGUUGUACAGCCUGCCCAGAGGGAUAUGAAGGAAAACACUGUGAGAGGUGUGCCACUGGUUACCAUGGUAACCCAAUGAUGCCAGGUGGACGAUGUGAGGAAUGUAAGUGUUCCCUAUGGGGGGCAUUGCCCGGACCAUGUGACCCUGUCACGGGCCAGUGCCGCUGCAGGGUUGGGGCUUCAGGAAUGUCGUGUGACCAGUGCAUGGAAAGGCAUGUGUGUGGACCAUCUGGAAUCAUCUCCUGUGAUGAUGAGUGCUCCGGUUUGUUGAUAAGUGAUAUGGAUCGUCUAUAUCGUAUCAUCACUGAUGUCACUCUGACCACACCUCUCCCACCACCUUAUAAGGUGUUGUAUCGCUUUGAGAACAUGACAGAGGAGCUCAAGCACAUGCUGUCACCUCAAAAAGCUCCAGAAAGAUUAUUGCAACUGGCCGACUCCAACCUGGGAUCACUGGUUGUUGAGAUGGACCAGCUACACAGCAGGGCCACUAAAGUUUCUGCUGAUGGAGAGCAGGUGGAGGAUGAUGCUGACAGGAUUCACAAACGAGCUGAGGACCUGGAGCAGUUCAUCAAAGACACACUGCUGGGAGCUAAAGACCUCCAAUCCAAGGCUGCCGAGUUGAACCAGACCCUCUCACGGAAAGACGGAACUCCGGACAAAAGCCUGAGUGAGAUGAAAGAAGACAUCCAGGCAAUGCUAGCUGAGAUGAGAAAACGACAGCUUGGAGGAAAGAAAACCAUUGCAGAGGAGGAGAAGGAUCUAGCAGAGGAGUUGUACCAGAAAGUGAAAAGAAUGUUUGGUGAGCCCCAUCAGGCAACAGAAGACCUGAAAACAGAGAUUAAAGAGAAGCUAACGGAUCAUGAGGGGAAGCUCCAGGAGGCUCAAGAUCUUCUGCAUUCUGCCCAGGGAAAGACGAAGCAGGCUGGAUCGCUGGCUGAACAAAACAAAGCCAACAUCACAAUUCUGGAGAGAAAGAGGUCCGCAGUCAGUGCAGUGAAACAGGAAGCACAGAAGGUCCUUGGAGAGGGAGAGAAUCUUCUUGAGCAGGCAAAUCAACUCUCUGACAGCAUCAACAAGGAGCUGGAGGACUUAGAAGAAAUGGGGAGAGAGCUCAAUCCUCUUCAUGAACAGCUGGAUAAUAAAGUCCGUCGCCUCACUGAUGGCUUGGGUGACGGCAGACUAGCGGGUCGUGUGCUCGAUGCAGAGGAACAUGCCCAGCAGCUGAAUGAAUCUGCAGCUAUUUUAGAUGGUAUUUUGGCUGAAGCAAAAAAUCUUUCCUUCAACGCAACAGCCGCAUUCAAUGCCUAUAGUAACAUUAAAGCCAAUGUUGAUGCGGCAGAGAAAGAAGCAAAGGCAGCCAAGCAGAACGCAAAUGAAGCACUGACACUGGCUUUAGGUCCAGAGGUUCCAGUAAAGGAGGCAGCUCAAAGUGCCCUUCAGAAGAGUCAGUUACUGCUAAACAAGGCCAAACAGCUUCAAAAUGAUGUCAAAGAAAAUGCCUACAGCGUUGCCGGCCUGAAGGGCAGAGUUAAAAUGGCAAGAGAGAAAACCAAAGACCUUUUCAAAGCAGUAAAUGGAACCAUGGAAACGCUCAACGCCAUUCCCAAUGAUACAGCUGCUAAGCUUGCAUCUACCAAGGCUAUAGCAGCUGAUGCCAAUGCCACGGCCAUCGAUGUGCUAGAGCGCCUUGGAGAUCUGAACCUGCGCCUCAGAGGCUUGCAACGCAACUACAGCGAACUGGAGGACACCGUCAAUGCAGCCAAUCAGAUGAUCCAGGACCCAGAAAAAAACAUUCAUGCUGCAGGCGCUAAGGUGAAGGAUUUAGAAGAUGAAGCAGACAGAUUGUUGGAGAAGCUGCAACCAAUCAAAAAGCUGGAGGACAAUUUGAGGCGCAACAUCUCACAAAUCAAGGAACUGAUUAACCAGGCCAGGAAACAAGCUAAUUCAAUUAAAGUAUCGGUGUCAUCAGGUGGCGAUUGUCUCCGCAGUUACCGCCCUGAAAUCAGAAAAGGAAGGUACAAUACUAUCAUCCUUCAUGUUAAAACAACUACACCUGAUAACCUCCUCUUCUACCUGGGAUCUGCCAAAUAUGUUGAUUUCCUGGCUUUGGAGAUGCGAAAGGGGAAGGUGAAUUUCCUCUGGGAUGUGGGUUCAGGUGUGGGAAGAGUAGAAUAUCCCCAUCACACCAUCAAUGAUGGGAACUGGCAUCGGAUAGAGGCCUCUCGUAACGGUCUGAAUGGCACCAUAUCAGUAUAUCCUCUAGAAGGCUCAAUGGCUGGCAUGCUGCCAACACCAGCUAGUGCCAAUUCACCAACAGCGUACACCAUUUUGGAUGUCGAUCAGAACGCCUACCUGUUUGUAGGAGGAAUAUUUGGCACUGUCAAGAAAGCAGAGGCAGUAAGAACAUCAACAUUCACAGGUUGCAUGGGAGAGACUUUCUUGGAUGGUAAACCUAUUGGACUGUGGAAUUACAGAGACAGACAGGGAGACUGUAAGGGCUGCGUGGUCAGCCCUCAGCGUACGGACGGUGAGGGUACGGUUCAGCUGGAUGGUGAAGGUUAUGCUGCAGUUGGGCGGCCUACCCGAUGGAACCCAAAUGUUUCCACCAUCACAUUCAAGUUCCGCACUUUCUCCUCUGAUGCUUUGCUCAUGUAUCUCGCCACUGACGACAUGAAGGAUUUCAUGUCCCUGGAGCUGUCAGGAGGAAAGGUAAAGUUCAACUUCGACCUUGGAUCUGGAGUUGGCAGUGCCAUAUCAGCCAUCCGGCACAAUGAUGGCCGCUGGAAAGCCCUCACCAUGUCAAGGAACAAGAAACAAGCCACUGUGACUGUAGUGGACAUUGAUGGCAGUGCUGAAGAAAAGAUUGUGGCCACAUCUCAAGGUUCAGCUACUGGUCUGAACCUGAGGGAAAACCAAAGUAUCUAUUUUGGUGGGGUGCCAACAAUUGGAAACUACAGGUCAGAGGUAACUCUGAAAAGAUAUGCAGGCUGUCUCCGAGAGAUAGAAGUUUCCAGAACUCCAUAUAAUCUCCUCAGCAGCUCGGAUUAUACAGGGGUCACUAAAGGAUGCAAUGUGGAGAACCUGUACACAGUGAGUUUUUCUAAACCAGGAUACAUGGAACUGAGAGGACUCUCGCUUGCGGUCAGCACUGAGAUCAGCCUGUCAUUCAGCACUCUGGCAGACACCGGAACCAUACUAUUGGCAGUGGGAGGAACUUCACCCCUCAACCUGCAGGUCCACAACUCAAAACCCCAAAGCUCUAAGAGGAGACGAAGACAAUCGGGACAGCCCUACAUGUCAGUCAUGCUGAACAAAGGCUCCCUCGAAGUAUCUAUAUUUACGGGCAACCACAAUUCCUACAAUGUCAUAAGACACCCAGAGCAAGGGAUACUGAAUGAUGGCAGAGAGCACUCACUGCGCAUAGAGAGGCUUCCUGGAAGAUACUUUGCAGUCCAGGUGGAUGAGGAGGCAAAGAGUAAGGCAGCGCUUCCCAAUGACCAGCCAAUCAGCCUGCACCGCAUCUUCCUCGGUGGUAUUCCCGCAGAUGUGGAGCAGACAACCAACAGAGCAAACAUCCCAUUCCAAGGAUGCAUAUGGAACUUGAUGGUCAAUGCUAUUUUGUCAGAUUUCUCCCAGCCCAUUACCUUUGAAAAUGCUGAAAUCGGCCAGUGCCCCAACCUUGCCCCACCACCACCUCCACCUCUCCUACCAGAGGAGGAGGAGGAUCUUAAGAAGCCAGUUGGUCGUCUCCCAGCUACUGUCACGUCACCACCUGGCCCAGAUGCUGAGGCUACGCCCUCUGCUCCACCUGCUGCCACACCAACUGCCCCUGCUGCUGAAGCCCCACCCACUGCUAGGUUGGAUCCUAGCACAGACUUGGAUUCAUGUGCAUCAGCUGUGGCCCCGACAGCACUUGAGAAGGCAUUCCAGUUUGGACUGACCAGGAACAGCCACAUGAGCUUCGCUUUUGAUGACACCAAAGUCAGAGAAAGGCUUGUACUGGCGUUUGAGCUUAGGACAAAGGAGCAGUCUGGUCUCGUGCUGUACAUGGCGAGAAUCAACCAUGCUGAUUUUGUGUCCAUACAGAUCAAGGAAGGACAGGUUUGUCUUGGUUAUGAUCUUGGUCAUGGAAACACCUCUGGCUGCGUCCCUUACUCCAUCAAUGACGGUAACUGGCACAAGAUUCGCGUGACUCGUGCCAAGCAGCGUGCUGUACUUUUUGUUGAUGAGCGAUACAGCAAACAGAUGACCAGUCCAAAGAAGGCGGACCUGCUGGACGUGGUUGGCCUGCUUUAUGUUGGGGGGCUGCCACAAGACUAUACCACAAAGAGAAUAGGACCGAUCGUCUACAGCAUCAACGGAUGCAUUCGUAACUUAAAUAUGGUUGGAGGGCCUGUAAGCACCAAGCCAUCUACUGCAGGACGUACUGAUGCUGGCCUUGAAGACUUUAAACUGAACAUGGCAUCACCCACCUCCAGUCACCUGGUUGGACGAUGUUUUGUUGCGACUGAAGCAGGCACCUACUUUGAUGGCACUGGCUAUAUAAAAGCAGUCUCCUCCUAUAGGGUGGGCCUCGAUGUGUCAAUAGCAUUGGAGUUCCGGACAAGCAAAACCAAUGGAGUGCUUUUGGCUGUCAGCAACCAAGCCAACGAUGGACUGGGUCUAGAGAUCGUCCAGGGAAAGCUGCUCUUCCACGUGGAUAAUGGAGCUGGACGAAUCACAGCAGAGCACCAGCCUGAGGGCCAAGGCUUCUGUGACGGUCAGUGGCACGCCGUCACAGCCAACAAGCUUCGGCACCGAGUGGAGCUGGUGGUCGAUGGCAGGAAGAGCCAGGCGCAGUCGCCUAAUGCCCGCUCCAACACCUGCGACACCAACAACCCCAUCUACGUUGGAGGAUAUCCUGAUGGAGUUCGUCAGGCAGCUCUUUCUACCAGCACUUCUUUCAGGGGUUGUAUGAAGAACUUGAAGAUCACUAAGGCUUCUAAGACCAUGGAAGUGCAGUUCAACAAGGCUCUGGAGAUUAAAGGAGUCCAGCCUCUGUCCUGUCCUGCUGUGGCUGCCUAA